Molecule: messenger RNA, 2670 nt
Organism: Lacerta agilis (Sand lizard)
Lineage: Eukaryota; Metazoa; Chordata; Lepidosauria; Squamata; Lacertidae
Product: oocyte zinc finger protein XlCOF6-like
Exons: 3
Coding region: 484-2334 (616 amino acids)
Biological process (GO): central nervous system development; regulation of transcription by RNA polymerase II
Cellular component (GO): nucleus
Molecular function (GO): RNA polymerase II cis-regulatory region sequence-specific DNA binding; DNA-binding transcription factor activity, RNA polymerase II-specific
Source: RefSeq, a predicted model, not a curated record
CCCAAUCUGCCUGCUUCUCCCGGAAGUGGAGCUUCUACGCCGGAUUGCUGCUCCGCGCCGUAGCUCUAGGGGCGCGCGCUUUCGGAAAGGGGAGGAGGGGCCGCAAGGGACCCCCGUGGAUGUUGCAGGAAAGGAAAGGAGAAUCGCGAGCGAGGACAAAGAGGGCCUGCCUUCACCAGCAGAAUUCCCCAACCUGCCAAGGAUUUGAGACCCAUCAGCUAUCCUCGCCUGGUUCACCGGCUGGUUAAAGCCAUUCCUGGGAUUCUGGCUCCUGUUACACACUUAGAGCUUCUGGAAGCCACAGGACUUCGUUUCGGCCCACUCUGAGGAAGGUGAUGGAGAAGACAGUCAGAAUUCUAGGGGAUGGGGCACCUUUCGUUUCAUUAGGAAUAUCAAUUGAAAUGUGUGAAAUGUGGAAUAUGCUUCACUGAAUGAGCACACAUAGCUUACAUCAACAAACCCAAACAGAAGCCAUUUAAAUGUAUGGAGAGUGGAAAAAAUUUCAAUGAUAGUGGAAAACUUAGAACACACCAGUGGACUCACAUGGGCAAGAAAGGAUUCAAAUGCAGGGAGUGUGGGAAGAACUUCAGUCGGAGUGGACUCCUCAAUAUACAUCAACGCACCCACACAGGGGAAACACCAUUUAAAUGCAUGGAGUGCGGAAAGAGUUUUUGUGAGAAUGCAACCCUUAGAAUACACCAUCGGUCUCACACAGGUGAAAAGCCAUAUGAAUGCAAGGAGUGUGGAAAGAGCUUCAGUCAGAGUGGACACCGUAAUAUACAUCAACGGAUUCACACUGGGGAAAAACCUUUUAAAUGCAUGGAGUGCGGAAAGAGUUUUAGUGAGAAUGCAAACCUUAGAUUACACCAUCGGUCUCACACAGGUGAAAAGCCAUAUGAAUGCAAGGAGUGUGGAAAGAGCUUCGGUCAGAGUGGAAGCCUAAAAUUACACCAAAGGACUCACACGGGUGAAAAACCUUAUGAAUGCAAGGAGUGUGGGAAAAGCUUCAGUCAGAGUGGACACCUUAAAUUACACCAAAGGACUCACACGGGUGAAAAACCAUAUGAAUGUAUGGAGUGUGGGAAGAACUUCAGUGAGAGUGGACAGCUUAAAUUACAUGAAUGGACUCACAAAGGGGAGAAACCUUUUAAAUGUUUGGAUUGUGGGCAGAGCUUCCGUCGAUGUGAUACACUCAGAAUACAUCAACGGACUCACACAGGGGAGAGACCAUUUAAAUGUAUGGAGUGUGGAAAGAGCUUUAGUGUUGAUGGAACCCUUAAACUACAUCAACGGACUCACACAGGGGAUAAACCAUUUAAAUGUAUGGAGUGUGGAAAGAGCUUCAGUCAAAAGAGCCACCUAACUUUACACCAUCAAACUCACACAGGUGAGAAACCAUUUAAAUGUUUGGAGUGUGGAAAGAGCUUCAGUUGCAAUACAAGCCUUAGAUCACAUCAACGGACUCACACAGGAGAGAAACCAUUUAAAUGUAUGGAGUGUGGGAAGUACUUCAGUUACAAUGCAGGCCUUAGAUCACAUCAAAAGACUCACACAAGGGAGAAACCAUUUAAAUGUAUGGACUGUGGACAGAGCUUCAGUCAGAGUGGAAGCCUUAGAAUACAUCAACGGACGCAUACAGGGGAGAAACCAUUUAAAUGCAUGGACUGUGGAAAGAGCUUCAGUCGGAGUGGAAGCCUUAGAAUACAUCAACGGACGCAUACAGGGGAGAAACCAUUUAAAUGCAUGGUGUGCGGAACAAGCUUUAGUGAUGGUGGAAGCCUUAGAAAACAUCAACAUUUUCACACAGGGGAGAAACCAUUUAAAUGUAUGGAGUGCGGAAAGAACUUCAGUUUCAAUACAAACCUUAGAAAACAUCAACUGACUCACACAGGGGAGAAACCAUUUAAAUGCAUGGAGUGUGGAAAGAGCUUCAGUCAAAAUGGGCACCUAAAAUUACACCAUCUAACUCACACAGGUGAGAAACCAUUUAAAUGUAUGGAGUGUGGAAAGAGCUUCAUUCAGUUUGGAAACCUUAAAUCACACCAACGGAUUCACACAGGGGAGAAACCAUUUAAAUGUAUGGAGUGUGGAAAGAGCUUCAAUCAGAGUGGAAGCCUUAAAUUACACCAACGGAUUCACACAGGGGAGAAACCAUUUAAAUGUAUGGAGUGUGGAGAGAGCUUCAGUUGCAAUGCAACCCUUAGAUCACAUCAACGGAAUCACACAGGUGAGGGGAAACCAUUUAAAUGCAUGGAGUGCGGAAAGAGCUUCAGUUACACAUCUACCCUUAGAACACAUCAGCGGACUCACACAGGCAGGGGGGAAACCAUUUAAAGGUAUGGUGUACAGAAAAUGCUUCAGUCAGAGUGGAAAUCUUAGAAAACGUCGACAGACAUACAGGAGAGAAACAAUUUAAAUGUAUGGCAUGUGGAAGGAGCUUCAGUCAGUGGAACCCUUGAUUUACCUCAACAAACUCACACAAGAGACAAACCAUAUAAAUGUCAGGAAAGUCGACAGAGGUUCAGUCCUAGUGGAAGUCCUACAUCAAAAGACUCAUGGACAUGAAGAACUUUCAGAGUUGAAAUUCUAAAAACCAUCAACCCUCCAAGAGAAGAAGCUGUUUAAAGGGAAAGAUUGCAGAAAGUGCUUUAGUUAUAAUGGAGUGUUUAA